UACGGUAUAAAAGGAGAGCCACUCUGAAACGGGGAAUCAUCUCUUCCAUAGACCCCUGCAGAAAACACCAACCUCCGGCAAAAUGAAGACCUUCGUCGCCGCUGUCUGCGCCCUCCUAGUCUGCAGCGUUUAUGCUGCGAAGGAAAAGGUCGAGGCGCGUGGUGGCCUUGUGGGCGCUGGUCUCGGGGGCUACGGCGCCGGUGUAGGACCCGGUCUUGGCGGCGUUGGUCUCGGAGGCGUCGGUCUGGGACAUGGUGGUCUCGGAGGAUACGGAGGAGGCUUCCAGUCCGGAUACGGCUCUCAGGCCGGUGGCCACCAGGGUGGAUUCCAGGGCGGCGCUGCCGGACACAGCCAGGGGUCAGGGGGUUUCGCCGGCGGUGCUUCCAACAGGAACGUGAACGCAUACAAUGACAACAAGGGCUACAGCCACAGCUCGGGUUUUUCAGCCUCAGACAGCAAGAACUUCGGUUCCGGACACAAGCAGGGCUCGUCGGGAUUCCAGGGUGGCGCUGCCGGACAGCAGGGAGGCUACGGACAAUCUUCUCACGGACACCAGGCCGGUGGCGGCUACGGCGGUGGAUACCUCGGCUAAAUAUUCUGUGCCUCAUCACCAGAGCAACAUCGGUGGUGUGCCUCACUGCAAUAAACAUGUGAAUACACAUAUGGUAAUAAACAUGUGGUCUACAAUAUUUGGAGCACAAAUGUA
Messenger RNA from Dermacentor andersoni, 706 nucleotides. RefSeq lists its product as uncharacterized. The record is from RefSeq and is a predicted model, not a curated record. Lineage: Eukaryota; Metazoa; Arthropoda; Arachnida; Ixodida; Ixodidae.